Molecule: messenger RNA, 4203 nt
Organism: Amoebophrya sp. A25
Lineage: Eukaryota; Dinophyceae; Syndiniales; Amoebophryaceae
Source: the annotation of a GenBank genome assembly
CAACUACUCCUCGAAUCACUUCUGUUGCUAUGUAAUGAUGCAUCGGUGGCUCUCUCAAGUACAUGCCUUAAGUAGAGAACGAAAAAACCUCUGUUCUUAGGUAAUGAAGCAUCGGUGGCUCUGUGAACAUGCUGUAAGUAACAGAAGUACGAUCAAUACUCCUCUAGUCUCAUGACCUAGACGUACCUCGAAUCUCUUCCUGAUUUCCAACACUUCCUCCAGCCACUCUCUCAAAUUUUUCCUGCUUUCACGCUCCACAAUUUUUAGUUUUCGUCCUAGUAACGAUAGACGAAAUUGCACGCAGUUAUCAACUUCUAGUUCAACAUCCUGGAAUCAACAACAAAUUCCUCAUAAAACAUUGGUUUGGAAGAAACUAUUCGAAAACCCCUGUAUCCAACUUGACACUUCCUCUUUCCCUAAAUUUCAAAAUAGUCCUAUCAAGGUGUAAAAAUAGGUAUUGUGCUCGCAGUCGACGUAGACGAGCUUUUUAUUGUACAAAAAUACUGUAUCUGUAACGUGUUGAUGAAGAACAAAUGCCAGAAGACAAUCAAAACAUAUACAAGAACCUCUAUUGAAUUAUACGCAUAUUAAACUCGUCAACUCAUUUUGGCAUCAAUACAAUUAGAAUUAAGCUUCCCCUCUACUCAUUGCAUACUGUUAUUUUCUUGGAUUAUCUACUUCCACUUACUUGUUUGAUCUUACUUGCUUGUAUCCAUCGUCAUCGAUAAAUAAGAAAACACUCCCAGCAUCUAAUUACGAAUUAGUCGUUCUUGUUUUUGUUACUUUUUUAUUAUAUUUACGUAGAGGAGGACAAGAACCUCCCAUACAAAGACAAAGAAAAAUGGUCGUUCAAACCGAAGCAGUCGGAUUGGGACUGCCUCCACUUCCUCCGAGUGCCAACCUCACGCCUCGAUCAGGAGUGCCAAGAAGACCUGCAGGCUCGACGGCUACGCGACCACAACGACGCCCAAGCCUCAUGAUCUCGCCCUUUCGGCGUCGUAACACGGUGCCUUCCAUCGACAUCAAGCCCAAGGACAAGAUAAUUAUCAACACAUCUGAACAGGGCACUCCGCGUCGACGACGCAGCAGUCGCUUCUUCUGCUGCAUCGCACCUGAUGCAAAACAAAUCGCAGCAGAACUUGAGAAUACGGGUGUUCACUUACUUAAUCUACUUAGGUUUGAUGCCUAAGAAUACGAGGUUGAAUUACAGAUUUUUAGGAACAUGAGGACGAUCACCUUUCUUUUCGCUACAACAGAAAAGUGCAAAGAGAUAUAUAUCAAUUUCACUGAAGUUAAAGAUUCUCGAAGGAAAGUAACGUUUCUCCUUUACCAAACAACCACCAGGUGAGGAAAAUGUGUCCCCCGCAGCUCAGAAGCGGUUAUGUGUCGAAUCCUCUGAUUCUGAAAUUGGAAUGAAACCUCGAAGCUCUCCUACUUCCAAGAAGAAAACAGGGAUCAUUGCUAGUGAGGUAAUGAUUAUGAAAGGUUUGAGCCACCACGACUUGUAUUCCUGGUCCACUCUGUCUCUGUCAUCUAAAAACAUAAACAAUUCUAUUACAGUCAGUAGUAGUAGUAGUACCUCUACCAUGAAGUUUUUACAGACGGUUUCUCGUUGUUUACGUUGUUCAUGAUUAUGAUUUUCAUCAACAUCAAAAAUACUACAGGAAAUUUACGUGAAUGAGCUCAAAGUCGCCGCAUUUUUUGGUCGCACGGCAACAAAAAAUGCUACUGCCGAAUCUACCAAGGUACUCAUACAUGUUCACACAUACAGUCAAGAUCUUGAAGAUUGGCUUUUGCCUUUUUAUAAGGUGAAGGCUUAGGUCCAGCAACGCUUAAAGCACAUAAGUAAAGCAACCGGCUAGCUUUGCCUCUAAUUUUAGGCUUAUCCCUUCCUGCAACAUACAUACUUUACAGUCAUUGACUUACUCAAUCUCGUACCUCCUGUGUAAGUCUCUGCUCGACCUCCAAACGCGCAUGAUGAAUAAUCUUGAUCUUCAUUUUAUUAAAAUCGUCCUCACACACCAUCCAUGUAUUUAAAAAUGAUGCAUCACUCACACACCAUUCAGAAUCAUCUUGGCAAGACCCUUUUGGGCAAUGCGCCUGUUAUGUGGGGUAAGGACCGGCCGUCCCUUUCCUCCAGUGAGGAUGAAGCAACGUCGAUCGACGCAAGAAAACUUAAGGCAACAUGAAUAUUACUCGAGAGUUCUCAUUUAUUUUGUAUAAGGAGUAUAUAAAUAUACCAUGAUGAUGAUUUUUCGAUUGAAAAUAUUACUAUCGGACUGCUGCUGUAAUCUUAAUCUAAAUCUAUGUCUUCGAUGAAGAUUAUGUCUUGCUUAACUACCAGCUUGUAGUUCCUUUCUUGCUUCCAUGCACGAAUGAAAGAUUUUCCACCUCUAAUGCCUUUGCGACUUCGACAAAGUUAUCCGCGUCCAGUACCACGGCUUACUCUGGCUCGGGCACAGAGGACGAGGAGGUAGGAGCAGCCUCUUCUUCGAGUACAGAAACCGAUCAGGAAAAGGAAGAUGUUGUUCAAAAAACUAAAGAAGCGAAGACUGUUGUACUAGACGAGGUGAACGAAGAGGACGUGCUUCUAAAGAUGCGCAGAGCACCACUAAUCCAAGUUGAUGGGUUCAGAAAGAACAGCACGGUCAUGCAGCAGUCCUUUUCUUUUCGUGCAGCUGCUCACUCCAUCCGGUCACCUGCAGCUAGAGGCGUCAAGAAGUCCACAUGUCCCACCUUCCCGCCGAGCCGCAGCCAAAAUAUUCGUACUCUACCAUUAUGAAGAGAUCAUGAAGCAGCAACAACUGACAAUCCAACAACAAGCUAGAAAAGCCGGUAGAAUUCGCAAGGGAAAUCUUAGGCAUCUUGCCGAAUAGAUUCAAAUCACCAUGAAGAGACCACGAACUUAUCAACUUUUUUCAUAAGGCUUUAUUUAGCACAUCGUGACCGUCUUAGACUGAGUGCUUUUAUUAGCUCUAGUAGUUGAUGUUGUAGUUCGGUUGUUCGGGAUGCAAAGAAACUAUCGUGUUGCAGUUUUCUGUUGAUAUUAUAUAUCUGUAUACUAUGCAUUUAAGUACCUACACUUUGACUUUUCUCUAAUAUCAGCCGCUCCGGUAAGGACAACAAGGAAGAACACCACGUCCACCUUUCUGACCAUUCUUGGGUACACACUAGUGGGCAUUAGCCUGGUUUCGGUUUCUUUCGUGUUGGGCGUCUUUCUAGGCACCGGGUGCUCAGUCCAGCUGACACAAGAAUUAUUAGGCGUCCUUUUCGUACUGACCGUUGACGUUCUGAACACCGCAUCCAGCAGCCUUGCCGAAGCAGGCAUUAAAAUCAAUGAGACCCUGGACUACUUCGCGACAGCAUCAUUGUCCAUCAAGGUUCACUCUCCUAAUUCUCUUGAGAACGGAGGAACGACAGGAGGAGAAACUACUAGAGUCAUGCUGCGCUUCAGCGACUUGUCCUCGGACUUGCGACAGCAGAGAUCCUCGACUGUAUUCGCGUUUCUGCAGAAGUGGGGCGAAGCGGCAUACAUGCACUUGGAGGAGCACUACUGGCGCUCCUCGGGCUACCUGGAAUCGGUCGCUGAGUACGGCUUCCUCCUUACUUGGCAGCAGUUGACCUCUGGUUGGUAUGCUUGGCGCAUUCUUGGAGUCCUUGCUCUGCAAUUCAUGUCUUAAGGCUCACCUCCGUAAUUCAUCUCGUCCAGAUGAAGCAUCUUUGAUGUUAUCUUUUCAAGUGCGUGGAAAAUGGUCAAAGAUCAUGCACCUGAUGAAGAUGAAUAUCGGUCGUAAGGUCUAAAUUUCCUCUGCUUUUCAAGGCGCGUGCUCGCUCUUCUGCGUGGGCUGGGCUAUUCCUUCGUUUGAGUAUUGGACUCUCUCGAAACCCGCCAGAGAGGCGCUCAAAGCCGCUCUCGGAACGGUCGAUACCUGGGUCACCUUCGCUAUCGCGCCGUUUGCGUCGAUGUCUUCUUUCAUCUGUAUUGGGUACGAGAAGGUCGUUGACCUGGUUCUAGAAUACGGCGUAGAAGCCCCCUUCCGCUUUCUUGUCAGUGACGAACAUAUCAUGGUCCACACAGCCCUUGGCGUGGUUUUGCUCACCUGGGUCUUGCACCUAGUGUACUUCCGAAUCUUCGAAACCCACCAUACGCAAGUGCAGGUGCAUGCGCGCGGUCGCACAACCUAUGCUGCUCCAUCGUGUUAG